Messenger RNA from Orbicella faveolata, 4710 nucleotides. RefSeq lists its product as uncharacterized. Gene Ontology annotation, molecular function: protein binding. The record is from RefSeq and is a predicted model, not a curated record. Lineage: Eukaryota; Metazoa; Cnidaria; Anthozoa; Scleractinia; Merulinidae.
CGUUUUGCUGCCAUUUUUGUUCGCGAUGAAGACUUUCAGUUUUGCGUGUUCCUGUGUAUCUGUGACUUUCAGUUUUGUGAGCUUACCUUCGUCAGUAAAUUCUAGUUUUGCUUGUCCAUGUAUAUCUUUCUUCGUCUGCAACUUUCACUUUCUGAGGAGUUUUCCUGUGUCUCUAUAUCUCAACGUUUUUACCCAUGUCUUCCUUAUUAAAUUUUAACAAUGCGCUUUAUACCACCUUUGUGUUGGAGGCAAAAACUGAGAUUUAUCAAAGAAAUACAUGUCUUGAAUGAAUUUAUGAUUGUUUUACAGUUAUCCUGUAGACAAAGAAAGUCCAGUGUACAAAGAGAGAGACAGUCGUCGCUUUUGUAUUCUUUAUAUUAAACGAAGCUAAAGGGAAGUGGUGAGUUUACUAUGUUAUUUAUUGUUUACUGUGUUAUUGGUUGUUUUUCAAACUAAAAUGACCUCAAUAGCAAGGAUAUAUUUAUUGAAGAUGCUAAUCAUGUUUCCCUGCCAACAAUUUAUGACACGAAAAUAUGACAGCCCUAUUUCACUUCGCUCUAAGAAUUUGUCUUUCUCAAGGCAGAGAAAAUCCGACAGCGCAUUGUCCAUCGCUUUAUUAUGCGCAUGUCUGGAUGAUAGACGCAGUGUAGAAAACGUCAGUCAAUUUUUGGUGUUUCUUCACCUAAUGAAAAUAAUAAUUUUAUUGUGUAUGAUAUAACAAACUCACGUUGUAAUCAGGGCGGUGUGAAACCGAGAGUGAUUCGGAUUACAGAAUGAAUUUCAAUUUUCAAAAUUAACUUAACAUCAAAAGUGUCGGGCUUUAAACAAAACCUUGAUCUAAAAUAUAUCUAGCAAAAUUUGGCCGAUGAAUUAACUCAAGCUCAAGUCCUCCGUCGUGAUAAACAACGGAGUCAAUUAUUUCUUUAAUUAAUAAGUGUUUUUUUUUUCAGACCAGAUUUUUGAAAAGCGGAAUGACCAGACAGUUAUUAUACAUGAAAAGAGUUGUGUUUUACAAAAUCCUUCAUUUCAGUCUUAGCAGAUAAAAGCCAUGACUGUCAUGUUUAGACAGUCCUAAAAGCCGCUUCUACAUGUACAAUAUUCUCUGUUAUCUUCUGAUAGAAGCGUCUGAAAUGAACAACGUAGACGAAGUUAUACAAGUCAUCUCAAUCGGCCUCAUUGUUGCUGGCUUCCUUCUUAACACCAGUCGAUCACUAAGAGCCAUCGAACUGUGCAAGGAAUGCUUGUUCAUUCUGAAAGACAGAGCAGACUUAAAAGGCAAGAAAUUGAGCAAAUCAUUAUACAAGAGGAUAUAUUUUAUAAUGUGGAAGGCUUGUAGUCUUAUCAGCGAUAACACAAACGCCAUAAUAUACGCAGAAAAACGUCUUCAAAUUUGCCGUGAAAGUGAUGAAAGACGAAGAAUAUAGGCUAAGCAUGACAUUUGCAGGUAUGUGUUUCGGUCAAAGUAAAUACACAAAAGCAAAUCAACUCUAUGAAAAAGCGCUUCUAAUCAUUAGAGAAUUUGGAGACAAAAGUGGAGAAGCUAUGUGUUAUGGAAACCUUGGAGCUGUGUAUCUAUCACUUGGCGAAUAUGAGAAGGCUAGACAACACCUCGAGAAAUCACUUGAGAUGAAGAAAGAAAUUGGAGACAGAAAUGGAGAAGCUACCUCUUACGUAAACCUCGGAAAUGUGUAUCUAUCAGUUGGAGAAUAUGAGAAGGCUAGAGAACACCUCGAGAAAUCACUGGUGAUCCAGAAAGAAAUUGGAGACAGAAAUGGAGAGGCUUCCUUCCACGGAAACCUUGGAUGUGUGUAUCGAUCACUUGGCGAAUAUGAGAAGGCUAGACAACACCUCGAGAAAUCACUUCUGAUCCAGACAGAAAUUGGAGACAGAAAAGGAGAAACGUACAGUUAUGGAAGCCUUGGAAAUGUGUAUCAAUCACGUGGAGAAUAUGAGAAGGCUAGAGAACGCCACGAGAAAUCACUUGUGAUCGAGAAAGAAAUUGGAAACAGAAAUGGAGAGGCUUCCUCCCACGGACACCUUGGACGUGUGUAUCGAUCACUUGGCGAAUAUGAGAAGGCUAGACAACACCUCGAGAAAUCACUUCUGAUCCAGAAAGAAAUUGGAAACAGAAGUGGAGAAGCUACCUCUUACUUAAACCUCGGAGAAACCUAUCAAUCAGUUGAAGAAUAUGAGCAGGUUAGAAAAUACCUCCGCAUCACUUGUGAUGCGGAAAGAAAUUGGAGGCAGAGAGGGAGAAGCGUACUGUUAUGGAAGCCUUGGAAGUGUGUAUCAUUCAAUUGGCGAAUAUGAAAAGGCUUCAAAAUGCUGGGAAAACUCAUUGGCCAUCAGCAGAAAAAAUGGACACAGAUGUACAAUAGCUAAGUCUUACCUACAUUUGGGAGUCAAAUUUCUCUCUCUUGGUAAGUAUAACAAGGCUAACGACUAUACCCGGAGAGCGCUUGCCAUCUGUACGGAAAUAAGAGACAGAGAAGGUGUGUUCUCAUCUUACCUCACCCAAGGCAACAUUGAAUGGUGUGUAGGUAACUCAAUCAAGGCAAAAGAAUAUUAUGAAAAAGCACUUAUGAUGAGCAAAGAAAUUGGAAUCCGUACCGUAGAAGCAGAAGGCUGUUUAAGGCUUGGACAUUUGCUUGUCGUUCAGGAUAAAUAUGUUCAAGGAAAAGAAUAUAUUGAGAAUGGGCUUGCAUUAAGUGAACAGAUUGAAAGUAUUUCGCUCCAGUUCAUGUCGCUCGAAUUGAUGGCACGCCUAAGAAUAAGAGAAGGAAAGAUUCAGGAAGCUAUCUCGUAUUUCCUUUCUGGUAUUGAGAAAUGCGAGCAAAUGCGCGGCUCUCUCCGCCACAAUGAUCAAUUUAACAUUUCGCUUCUGGAGAGAAAUGUUCGUUCCUACAGAGAACUCGGUUCACUGCUUUGUGAAACUGGACAUUUCACUCAAGCUCUGUAUGUUUCAGAGCUUUCAAGGGGCAGGGCUUUGGCGGAUUUAAUGUCAGGUCAGUACUCUGUGGAGAAUCAAAUCUCGGCUAAUCCUCGAACAUGGUCUGGUCUUGAAUGUAUCGAAACCAAAGAAAGUAACCGCACGUGUCUGUAUGUGUCAUAUUUUUCUGACAGCAUAUACUUGUGGAUUCUUAAAGCGAGCGGAAUCACAAAUUUCCAAAGGAUUAACGGAAAUAAGGUAAUUGCCAACGAAGGAUUAGGUCAACAAUUGAAAGAGAUUUUCAAUUUCAGAAGUUUUGGCAUUUUACCAGAGGAGAUUUGCGAAGACCGAUCUUUACACAGUUUUCAGCCAGAAUCCAAAUCUUGUGAGGAAGACAACAACGAAGAUUGGCGAAUUGGAGAAGAAAGUAAAGAUAAUCAAGGACCCAAAAUGAACCUUCCUAUCUGUUACAAACUUAUCAUUGCUCCUGUGGCGAGUUUCUUUGUAGGCUCUGAAAUCAUCAUUGUCCCUGAUCGCGCUUUAUACCAAAUCCCAUUUGCUGCCUUAACCGAUGAAAGUGGAAAGUACUUAUCGGAGACUUUCAGGAUCCGUGUCGUUCCUUCUUUAACAACUCUCAAGCUCAUUCAAGACAGUCCAGCAGAUUAUCACUGUCAGACGGGUGCUUUGAUAGUAGGAAAUCCCGAUGUUGGUGAGGUGCAUUUCAAAGGACGCCUCACAAACAUUUCACGAUUGCCUUGUCCAGAAAACGAAGCGAGAAUGGUAGGAGAAAAGCUGGGUGUUGAGCCUUUGUUAGGACAGCAGGCGACUAAGCUGGUUGUACUUCAAGCGAUGAAUUCAGUGGCUCUGAUUCAUAUUGCCGCACACGGUGAUGCAGAAAAAGGAGAAAUUGCCCUUGCACCGGCUUUUCGUAUCCUUAAUGGCAUACCUCAAGAAGGACUCUACUUAUUGACAAUGGCUGACAUUUCAAAAGUUAAAGUGCGAGCUAAACUGGUAGUCCUUAGCUGUUGCCGCAGUGCUCGUGGACAGACAAAAGCCGAGGGAGCUGUUGGAAUUGCCCGAGCAUUCUUAGGAUCUGGCGCACGCUCAGUGUUGGUGUCACUGUGGGCCCUAGAUGACAAAGCGACCGAGCAGUUAAUGAGACAUUUCUACGAUCACCUUGUUGCUGGGGAAAGCGCUGGCGAAUCUCUACACGAGGCCAUGAAGUGGAUGAGAAGCAAGGGCUAUGACGUGAACCAGUGGGCACCUUUUAUACUGAUUGGAGAUGACGUGACAUUUGAUUUCAGAAAGAUGGGUAAGGUUCACUGAAAGCAAGUACUUCCUUUUUUCUGGCAAAGGGCUCCUGGUAUCUCAGGGACCACAAUUUUCGUUGAAUGUUAACGAUUAAUCUGAGUGUAUUUUCCAAAUAGAAUUAGGUUUCUAGAUCAAAUUACUUCUUUCAAGUUUGUUGUUUGAUAUUCUGUGGUUGAUGUAGUGUAUUUUACAAUAUAAUUCAUGACUUUUAGCUUAUUUAGUUUGGGCUAGACAAUAAAACAAGGUAGAAUAUAGUACAGACGAUAAAACAAGGUAAAAUAUAGUAUUGUGCCAAUCAGAGCGCAGAGAACCUAAUCUCUGAAAAUAAAUAUAUUUUGUAAAGUUUAAGGUAACUGCUUUUAAAGAAAAUCCUGUGAAGGAACUGAACUGUAGCCUAUAGUUAAUAAGAAAUGUAUUGUUGUGUUGAUUUCUUCUGCCAGGUUUACGUUGACAAGAAUGACCAGGACAGC